Molecule: messenger RNA, 1055 nt
Organism: Copidosoma floridanum
Lineage: Eukaryota; Metazoa; Arthropoda; Insecta; Hymenoptera; Encyrtidae
Product: ubiquitin carboxyl-terminal hydrolase
Biological process (GO): protein deubiquitination; ubiquitin-dependent protein catabolic process
Cellular component (GO): cytoplasm
Molecular function (GO): cysteine-type deubiquitinase activity
Source: RefSeq, a predicted model, not a curated record
UUGAGUGGCCUGAAAUACGACGUCGUCUGCACACUGUAUAUAUAGUUCUAAAAAUAGUAAUCAAAUCGCUCGUUAGAUGGCACGUAAUGUGCGGUGUCCGGUGACGUGCUUUUGUUUACUUUUACCCGGCUUAUUUCAUAGAAGUCAAAGUGAAUUUUCCGAUUUUUGCAGAGAAAAACAUUUUGCUUACUUUUGUAAAAAAAUGGAGAUCUCCGGUAAAAAAGUAACAUGGAUCCCGCUCGAGUCCAAUCCAGAGGUUAUGACAAAGUUUGUGCACAAACUUGGUGUUCCUGAUAAAUGGAGCCUUUGCGAUGUGUACGGCUUAGACCAAGAGCUCUUGGCUGCACUGCCUCAGCCUGUUUUGGCCAUCAUUUUGCUUUUUCCCGUAUCUCUAGAAUCCGAAACAAAUAAAUCCGAGUUGGAGGCAAAGGAAAAAGAGACUGAUGCUGCCAGAGACAAGGUGUAUCAUUUGAUUCAGUAUAUAAGAAACGCCUGUGGUACAAUAGCACUUAUUCAUAGUAUUGCCAACAAUCUUGAUCAAAUCAAAUUGCAAGAUGGGGAACUGAAAAAUUUUUUGUAUGAAACCAAAGACGUGGCUUCUAAUGAAAGAGGUGAACGAUUACUUGAAGCCAAGGGUAUCAGUGACAUCCACAAGGAAGUGGCUGGUUUGGGACAGACUGAAGUUCCCGAAUCUGGAAAGGUAUUCCAUCAUUUCGUAGCAUUCGUUCAUAAAGAAGGUUCAAUAUACGAGCUUGAUGGUGGGAAACCACAUCCAGUAAAUCACGGUUCAUCCAGCGCGGAAACAUUCCUUGAGGAUGCAGCGCGCGUCUGCCGAGAAUAUAUGAAUCGUGAUCCCGAAAAUGUUCAAUUCAACAUAAUUGCCCUUGCAAGGAAUGAAUAAGUGCCCCAAUUCUAAGACUCAAUGUGAUAAACAAAAGGCUUUUUCUAUUAAAUAAUUUAUUUUUCUCGCCACACUUGAGCACGUUCAUUAAUAUUUUGUCAUAUUUCUAAAGUUACAUUUAAUUAUUUAUAAAAAAUAAAAAAACAUAAAUUAA